ACGUAUAGCGACGGUCACAUUGCGGGUGCCCUCUGCAAAAUUUUUUAUUAAAUUUAUUAACAAUAUUUUACACCCAGAGGAAGCUGUUUUAAACGAAAAGGUAAAAACAAAGUCAGGCACCAUGCGAUUUGCCCUUGGCUUUGUGGCCAUUAUCUCGGCAUUCUUUUUCCUGGUCGACGGAGUGGAUCCCGGGAACUUCAAGACCUGUGAACAGAGCAGUUUCUGCCGACGUUCCCGGAAGGUUCAGAGUGCGGGCAGCAAGUACGCCUUGAUCCCGGGCACCCUGAACACCUAUGCCGACUCACUGACCGCCGAUCUGGUGAACAAGGAGAAUCACCACCAGUUCGCCUUUAAGCUGGAAGCACUGGAGGGCAGCACGUUCCGCCUGCAGAUCGACGAGAAGCAGCCUCUCCGACCUCGAUAUCGCGUGGAACAUGCCCUCAAGGGACAACCGCAGGCCGGACGCAUUCGUGUCCAGCGAGAAACCGACGGGGAGAUCGUCAUCACAUCGGAUAAGAACAAGGCCGUGGUCCACGGCGACCCUUUCCGCAUCGACUUCUACGAGAACGAUGUCCUGGUGGUCUCUGUGAAUGCCAAGAACUGGCUAUACUUCGAGCACUUGCGUCAGAAGGCGCAGGAGCCGACUACGGAGGCCGCGGAGAACGAGAACCAGCAGGAGCAGGAUGCCGCUGUGGAGACUCCCAAGGCAGCAGACGCCAUCGAUGAUCCCGGGGCAUGGGAGGAGAACUUCAAGUCGCACCAUGACUCCAAGCCCUACGGUCCGGAAGCGGUUGCCCUCGACUUCUCUUUCCCCGCUGCCGAGGUCCUCUUUGGCAUUCCGGAGCACGCUGACAGCUUUGUUUUGAAGUCGACCUCGGGCACGGAUCCCUAUCGCCUCUACAACCUGGAUGUGUUCGAGUACAUUGUGGACAGUAAGAUGGCUCUUUAUGGCUCGGUGCCGGUGAUCUACGGUCAUGGACAACAGCGCACGGCUGGUGUUUAUUGGCAGAAUGCAGCAGAGACCUGGGUGGACAUCCAAACUUCGGAGACCAAUGUGGUCUCCUCGUUGGUGAACUUUGUGUCCGGCUCGCGGAAGACACCUCCGCCGGCGGCCCACUUUAUGUCCGAGUCGGGCAUCGUUGACGCCUUCAUCCUCCUGGGUCCCAAGCCGAUGGACACCUUUAAGCAGUACGCCGCUCUGACGGGAACCCACGAGCUGCCGCAGCUAUUCGCACUGGCCUACCACCAGAGCCGCUGGAACUACAACGACGAGAGGGACGUGACCUCCGUGUCGGCGAAGUUCGACGAGUUCAACAUUCCCAUGGACACCAUGUGGCUGGACAUCGAGUACACCGACGGCAAGCGCUACUUCACCUGGGACAAGUUCAAGUUCCCGCAGCCGCUGACGAUGAUCAAGAACCUCACACAGCUGGGCCGCCAUUUGGUGGUCAUCAUCGACCCGCACAUCAAGCGGGACAACAGCUACUUCUUCCACCAGGAGUGCACGGAGCGCGGCUACUAUGUGAAGACCCGCGAGGGCAACGACUACGAGGGCUGGUGCUGGCCAGGCGCGGCCAGCUAUCCCGACUUCUUCAACCCCGUGGUCAGGGAGUACUACGCCAGCCAGUACGCCCUGGACAAGUUCCAGACGGUCACCGCCGACGUGAUGGUGUGGAACGACAUGAACGAGCCGUCCGUGUUUAACGGCCCCGAGAUCACGGCGCCCAAGGACCUGGUGCACUUCGGCAACUGGGAGCACCGCGAUGUGCACAACUUGUACGGCCACAUGCACCUCAUGGGCACCUUCGCUGGCUUGCAUCAGCGCGACCCCAACCAGCGGCCCUUCAUCCUUACACGCUCUCACUUUGCCGGUUCCCAGCGCUAUGCUGCCAUUUGGACGGGCGACAACCUGGCGGACUGGUCUCAUCUGCAGCACUCGGUUAAGAUGUGCCUCACUGAGGCGGUGGCCGGGUUCUCAUUCUGUGGCGCCGAUGUCGGGGGCUUCUUCGGAAAUCCGGACACUGAGCUGCUGGAGCGCUGGUACCAAACGGGAGUGUUCCUGCCCUUCUUCCGGGCGCAUGCCCACAUCGACACGAAGCGCCGGGAGCCGUGGCUCUUCCCGGAACGCACUCGCCAGGUGAUCAAGAACGCGGUGCUCAAGCGGUACUCCUAUCUGCCCUUGUGGUACACCGCCUUCUACGAGCUGGAGCUGACCGGCGAGCCGGUGAUCCGGCCUUUGCUCACCCACUAUCCGCAGGACAAGGAGGCGUUCGGCAUCGACAGCCAGCUGCUGGUGCAGGACCGCCUGCUCGUGAGGCCCGUCAUGCAGCAGGGCGUCAGCAAGGUGGACGUCUACUUCCCGGCCAUUGAUGAGAAGAAGAACGGGGACUGGUGGUACGACGUGGACACCUACCAGCGCCAGGAACGGUCCGGCUAUGUGUCGGUUCCCGUGGACGACAACAAGAUCCCCGUGUGGCAGCGCGGCGGCAGUAUUGUUCCGAAGAAGGAGCGCCAGCGUCGCGCCUCCACCCUGAUGCUGCACGACCCGUACACACUGAUCAUUUGUCUGGACAGGCAGGGCAAGGCAGCCGGCUCCCUGUACCUGGACGACGAGAAGUCCUACGCCUAUCGCCAGGGCCAGCGCAUCCACGUGAACUACGAGUUCGCCAACGGCCAGCUGGUCAAUCACUUUGUGGGCAAGCCCAAGUACAAGACCGACGCCUGGAUCGAGCGGAUCGUGGUCGCGGGCCUGGAGAAGGUGCCCAGCAGUGCCACCAUCACAGUGAAUGGCGUCAGCCAGCAGCUGGAGGUGCUCAAUCACGACCAAUUCGUCGUCGUGCGCAAGCCGGGCGUCAAGAUGGACCUCGACUUUGCCAUUAAACUCAAUUAUGUGUAGUUUUAGACGUCCCCGCCACGUAUUAAUGUUCUGAUAUACCCUUACAAUAUAUACAUACCUUAGAAAUUGCUAUUAAAAUGCUAUUAGCGCAGCUCCCGCAGCCAA
This is a messenger RNA of Drosophila ficusphila, 3001 nucleotides long. RefSeq names its product neutral alpha-glucosidase AB (gene GCS2alpha). NCBI's taxonomy places the organism in Eukaryota, Metazoa, Arthropoda, Insecta, Diptera, Drosophilidae. Gene Ontology annotation, biological process: carbohydrate metabolic process; N-glycan processing. The record is from RefSeq and is a predicted model, not a curated record. The transcript is spliced from 5 exons. The coding region runs from base 122 to 2896 and encodes 924 amino acids. Gene Ontology annotation, molecular function: alpha-glucosidase activity; carbohydrate binding.